AUGGCGCCCGAGCAGGGACCCGACGAAGAAACAAAAUGCGGCAAAUCAGAGCGAAGAUUUGUUGAGCCAAUGAGGAACAUGUUUGGAGAAUCGGAUAUAGAGGAUUCCUUGAGUCCCAAAUCCCUCUGUCGCGACGAGAGCAAUUGGUGGAGCACUGUGGAAAGUCUUGAAACGUUUUCUGGCACUCCAUUCGGACCGGCAAUAACAACUUACGUUAACUUUUCCGUAACGGACAAUGCAACCCCCGAUAUGGCUCAUCUCAUUAAUCCCUAUUGGAAUCAAUUUCCACCCAUGGAUCGGGAGUGGUAUAACCUGUUGACUUUAUAUAUGUUGAUUAUAGGCAUUGUCUCGUGGUGCGGCAAUGGUGUUGUGAUUUUUAUUUUCUCCUCAUCUCGAGCUCUGCGAACCCCAGCAAAUUUGUUGAUCAUAAAUUUGGCCCUUUCCGAUUUUGGAAUGAUGCUGUUGAACACUCCCAUGAUGGGUAUAAAUUUGUAUUAUCGUACAUGGAUAUUGGGUCCCAUGAUGUGUGACGUUUAUGCUGGGCUGGGUUCUGCGUUUGGCUGCAUUUCGAUAUGGUCAAUGUGUAUGAUAGCGAUGGAUCGUUAUAAUGUGAUUGUUCGAGGUAUGACGGUUCGGCCGAUGACAAUUCAGUUGGCCAUAUUGGAGAUUUUCCUUAUAUGGACUAUGGCGGCUGCAUGGACUUUAGCACCCGUUUUCGGAUGGAGUAGGUAUGUUCCUGAGGGCAAUUUAACUUCCUGUGGCAUUGAUUACCUGGAUCGCUCGUGGAAUUCACGCAGCUAUUUGAUGUGCUACACAGCCUUUGUCUACUACCUUCCAUUGCUCCUGAUCUGCUAUUUCUAUUGGCAUAUUAUAAAGGCUGUGUUGGCCCAUAAGAAAGCAAUGCGCGAGCAGGCCAAGAAAUUGCAUGUCAAGUGCCUCUUCUCCUCUGAGGAUGCUGAGAAAUCUGCAGACGGUAAAUUGGCCAUGGUGGCUUUGGUUACAAUAUCUUUGUGGUUUGUAGCCUGGACUCCGUAUCAGGUUAUCAACACUCUGGGUCUGUUAAAAUAUGAGGGUCUAACUCCUUUGAACACCAUUUGGGGCGCAUGUUUUGCCAAAUCGGCGGCAUGCUAUAAUUCCAUUGUUUAUGGCAUAUGUCAUCCUAGAUAUCGCACCGCUCUGAAGGAACAAUUUCCCUGUUGUGUGUUUGGCAGAGUAGAGGAUAACAAAACAAAUGAUGUCGCCUCACAGACUACCACAAUUGAAAAGAUCGCAUAGAAGAAUUGAGCGAAAUUUAUAUGGACCUCGAUGAUGGCACAGACUGGAAUGGAUUUACUCCUAUUUUUUAUAAUAUCCUGUUAUUUUGUUUUAAUAUGCAAUGUCAGUAAAGACUUAUCAAAAA
Musca domestica (house fly) is the source of this 1399-nucleotide messenger RNA. RefSeq names its product opsin Rh1-like. The coding region runs from base 1 to 1275 and encodes 424 amino acids. Gene Ontology annotation, molecular function: G protein-coupled receptor activity. The transcript has 6 exons. The record is from RefSeq and is a predicted model, not a curated record. Gene Ontology annotation, biological process: phototransduction; G protein-coupled receptor signaling pathway; visual perception. Gene Ontology annotation, cellular component: membrane. NCBI's taxonomy places the organism in Eukaryota, Metazoa, Arthropoda, Insecta, Diptera, Muscidae.